AUAUUUGACUCGAAUAUUUUUUGCCACACUUUUACUUGUGUAUUCUAUUGACUCGGUUGUUGUUUUCAGAUGGACAGCCACACUUCAUUACCGCCCAUGAAGCAACAAUGGGCAUCUCAUCCUUGUCCGGGAGCAAAAUGUGCAGAGGUGUAUCUUGCGACUUCGCCGACUCCACCAGCACCUCGAAAGACGCAAAGGAGCGGUCUGCGUCCAUGAGGAAGCUCCUGAUCGCCGUGAUCCUCUGCGUCAUAUUCAUGGCGGUUGAGGUGGUUGGAGGCAUCAAGGCGAACAGCCUUGCGAUCUUGACCGAUGCAGCCCAUCUCCUCUCGGACGUCGCGGCCUUCGCCAUAUCUCUCUUCUCUCUGUGGGCAGCUGGUUGGGAAGCGACGCCUCGGCAGUCAUACGGGUUUUUCCGUAUAGAGAUUCUUGGCGCACUGGUUUCUAUUCAGCUCAUAUGGCUCCUCGCCGGAAUUCUCGUCUACGAAGCUAUCAUGAGGCUCGUCAACGGAAGCGGGGGCGAGGUGCAGGGCUCCCUCAUGUUCGCGGUAUCAGCUUUUGGUCUGUUCGUUAACAUUGUGAUGGCAGUGCUGCUUGGCCAUGACCAUGGGCACGGUGGCCAUGGCCAUGGACACUCACAUGAUCAUGGUAACUCGGAGGACGACCAUGGGCAUGAUCAUGAGCAGGGCCACGCACAUCACCAUGAGCACAGCCAUGGUAGUUCCAUAACCGUCACCACUCAUCAUCAUCCUCAUUCAACCACAGGACAACACCAGGAUGAUGCCGAGGAACCGUUGCUUAAGCAUGAUGAUGGUGCCAAGGAAGCUAAGGAGACUCGCCGCCGUAACAUCAAUGUGCACAGUGCUUACCUGCAUGUGAUCGGUGACUCCAUCCAGAGCAUCGGCGUGAUGGUCGGAGGGGCUCUCAUCUGGUACAAGCCCGAGUGGAAGAUCAUCGACCUCAUAUGCACCCUCAUCUUCUCCGUGAUCGUGCUGUUCACCACGGUCAGAAUGGUUCGGAACUUGCUCGAGGUUCUGAUGGAGAGCACGCCCCGCGAGGUCGACGCCACCAGGCUCGAGGGCGGCCUCCUUCAGAUGGAAGGCGUGGUUGCUGUCCAUGAGCUGCACGUCUGGGCUAUCACGGUGGGGAAGGUGCUCCUGGCGUGCCAUGUGACGAUCGAGCAGGAUGCGGACGCCGAUCAAAUGCUCGACAAGGUCAUUGGGUACAUCAAGGAAGAGUACAACAUCGGCCAUGUCACCAUCCAGAUCGAGCGCGAGUAAGGCCAUUGUGUUUAUGUGUGCCGAGCUUGCUUCCUACACUUGAAUAUUGUGUGAAUGCGUGUGGAUUGGCAGUCAUCAUGGUCCCUGAAAAUUGCACGGCUGAUGGUUCACCUUGUAGUAGUCCCUUUGCCAAAGUUUUCAGGGUACUGAAUAUGCAAGGUUUCCAUGGAUUUUGUAUGGUUUUGGUGGGCAUUUUAUCUGUAGCCUUGCAUCUUGUGAUGUAGCUUUAAGACAAAUCGACCCAACUUCAAUGCAAACUGCUCGCACUGGACAAGCUUCUGCUGCGCGCCACCAAAAUCAUACUGUACUUCACAUACAAGCACUCUGGGAAUUCGAUUAUCGGAUCCUUGUAGCUGCUCUGAUCCUGCUGGAUGACC
Triticum aestivum (bread wheat) is the source of this 1654-nucleotide messenger RNA. Its product is annotated as metal tolerance protein 1. Gene Ontology annotation, cellular component: vacuole; plasma membrane. Lineage: Eukaryota; Viridiplantae; Streptophyta; Magnoliopsida; Poales; Poaceae. Gene Ontology annotation, molecular function: zinc ion transmembrane transporter activity. The record is from RefSeq and is a predicted model, not a curated record. Bases 108 to 1277 code for a protein of 389 amino acids. Gene Ontology annotation, biological process: zinc ion transmembrane transport. The transcript has a single exon.